CGUAUUAUUCGUAUUUCGCGUACAUUUUGUGACGAGACUUUUACUAGUGCUGCGAAUUCUGUUGGUUUAAUGCUCGAAGAACUGUUAAAUUGCUUGCCAGAACAUAUUAUUCUGUAUGUUAAUCCUGGCGAAGUGUUCUACUGUAGCUGUGACUAUUCUCCACCAAUUCCUAUUUGGCUUGGCUCUGUUAACGAAGAUCUUAGCUAUAACGAGCAAAAAGUUGAUGGUCAUUCACUGAUUCCUCCGCCGCCACUGCCGACCAGAGUCCCGCCUUUGCUUCCAACUGGAAUGGAUUUUACUGCUCUUGAUUGGCGUGUUAACUUAUCUUUGGUUUCUCCGAGAGAGCUGGGUUAUGAGUACACAAAUCCGGUAUUAAUUGUUUAA
This is a messenger RNA of Meloidogyne enterolobii, 384 nucleotides long. Lineage: Eukaryota; Metazoa; Nematoda; Chromadorea; Rhabditida; Meloidogynidae. The record is from the annotation of a GenBank genome assembly.